Molecule: messenger RNA, 1964 nt
Organism: Fundulus heteroclitus (mummichog)
Lineage: Eukaryota; Metazoa; Chordata; Actinopteri; Cyprinodontiformes; Fundulidae
Product: nuclear factor 7, ovary
Exons: 2
Coding region: 1-1533 (510 amino acids)
Molecular function (GO): zinc ion binding
Source: RefSeq, a predicted model, not a curated record
AUGGCGUCUGUUUCAUACGCGGAGGACUUGGCUUGUUCUGUCUGUCUGACCAUCUUCACCGAUCCAGUGACCCUUCCCUGUGGACACUCCUUCUGCAGGCAGUGUAUUACAAAAGUGUUGAACAUGGAGCAGCAUUGUCCGCAGUGUCGGACAGCUGUUGCAGAAGCAACAAGUCUCCCAACGAGCCUCAUUUUGCAAAGCCUGGCUAAGAGGGCCAAAGAAGAGGAGCUGAAAAAGGGAAGGAGUCUGACAGCAGAGGUGGCUGAAUUAUGUCCUGAACAUGAAGAAAACCUGAAGUUGUUCUGCAUCACAGACCAGCAGCUGGCUUGCAUUAUAUGCAGAGAUGGCGAGGAGCAUGAAGGACACCGGUUUAAACCAGUCAAAGAAGCUGCUGCAUCCCUCAGAAAAGAGUUGCAGACUUUUCAACAGCAUGCUGCUGAUGAUAUUCAUGCUAUAGAAGGUCUUGCUGAUAUACAAAAGAAUGAGAUGUUAAAAACUAGAGAAAGGUCUCAGAAGCUUACCAUUCAGAUCAGAAAACAGUUUCAAGAGAUGCAUGAUUUUCUAAGACGGAGAGAAAAUGAGAUAAAGACUGAGCUGAAACAUAAAGAAGAAGACAGCGUUGGAAAAAUGAGAGAGGCUUUAGAAGCAAUAGACAUAGUUUUAUCUGAUAGCAGAGAGCUUAAGGAAAAAGUAAACUUGGUUCUGAAAAUCCCUGAACCUGAGAACUUUUUAAAGAGCUGGACAGAGGGGAACAAAAUGGGGACAGCAGGGCAUGUAUUCAGGCCCAGAUUGAAUGAGCUACAAGUGGUGAAUUCUUCUUUCUCACUGGGGCCCUAUGAGAGCCACCUGCAGUUCUUUUUGUGGAAAGAGAUGCUUCAGAUGAUCCAGCCCCGAGCAGAACUGCUGACUCUUAAAAGCAAGAGUCCAGAUGUGGUUGUAUCUGAUGAUAGAAGAAGUUUGUUUUGUAAACCCAAAACUAAUCACACCACACUAGGCACAUCAUCUUUAUUGAAGGCAGGAGCUUCCCAUUUUGGUGCUGCAAGUGGUCAAGCAUUCUCCUCCUUCGGUCAACCUACAUAUGUAGAAACUAUAGAAAGCUAUAGAGGAUUAUUUGGUGUUUCUGCUAAAGCAGAUAACUUGAAUCCAAACCUAAUUGGCACAAACGCUACAUUGGACUUACAAACAGCAUGCAGUGAUAACGAGUUUGGAGCAGGCCAGUAUUACUGGGAAAUUGAGGUUGGCAGCAGAGACUAUUGGGAACUGGGAAUAAUACAUAAUUUCCUGAAAUUUGACGGAGUACAAUAUGCCACAUGUGGCCCAAACGUCACCAAGAAGUUACAGUUUCAAACCAGACCCAGAAAGAUUGGGGUUUACUUUGACUGCCCAUCCAAGGAGCUCUCCUUCUAUGAUGCCGACACUAUGAAAAAGAUUCACUCAGUGAGUGCUGUCUUCGUGUCAAUGCCAGUGUCUGCACAAAUUAACAUUAAAUUCAAACAGCCAGAUCAUAGUCCCAUAACAGUGUGCUGGUACUAAACAGCAGUCCGUCAGAAAUCCUUGGAAUUUGAUCUCAUUAUUUUUAGUAGAAAAUGUUUUCUGGAUGCUUCAUCCAAGCUUCAGACCGAAUCUAGUACCUCUAAACACUUGAUAAGUGUGGUAGCAAGAAAAAAUACAUGGUACUAUUGCAUAGUAUUUUUUUUAUUAACAUUUUUUAUCAAGGUUUUUUAAGCAGCUAUGCGUUUUUUUUUAUUUACAAAUAAAAUAAGCUAUAACUCUUUUUAAGCUUUAGGGUAAUUAAAGAUCACUGUCCAAAUAAUUUAUAUUACUGCUAAAGUAAAUUAUAGAACACCAACAGACCCCGGCUGGGCCCCACAGCUAGAUGUAUGACAGCCAUGGUUGCAGAUUAUCUGUUUCAUUGUUGUUGAGUACUUUUUUGUGCCAUAUUACUUUGAGUUUUUUUUUUGUUU